CCAAAUUGUUGUACAACUUCACAAGCUGGCCGUGAUCUCUCUCUCUUUAUCUCUCCCAUUUUAUCAUUCACCUGCUUCACUCCAAAAUGUCUACUCAUUCGGUGGAUGUUAAUCCGACCGAGUGUGUAAAAAGUGUAGACGCAUCAUGCAGUGUGUCUGAGAUUGAUGAAUAUGAUUUCUCCAGAUUUCCCGAGAGGCCAAGGAAUUUAAACAUGGAUAGGGAUAGGCAAAGAUCGUUUGAUGAGAGAUCGCUAGUUGAUUUGCCAUGCUUUUCACCUCCAGUGUCAUCCAGAGCAGACAACAUUUCCAGAAUAGACCACUUUGAUAGCUUACCAUUUUCUCCUGCACAUAGGUCCGGCUUUGACACUCCUAGGUCAUUUGGGCACGAGGGGUCUCCAAUGAUGGCAGAGGCUUGGGAUGCAUUGAGGCGUACAUUGGUCUAUUUCCGGGGAAAACCAGUCGGGACUAUUGCGGCACUGGAUAGUUCUGAAGAGAAGCUCAACUAUGAUCAGGUGUUUGUCAGAGACUUUGUCCCAAGUGCAUUAGCAUUUCUAAUGAAUGGAGAGCCUGAGAUUGUCAAAAAUUUCCUUCUAAAGACUCUUCGCCUCCAGUCAUGGGAGAAAAAGAUUGAUCGCUUCCAGCUUGCGGAGGGUGUGAUGCCUGCUAGUUUUAAAGUCUUGCAUGAUCCGGUCAGGAAUACCGAGACUCUGAUGGCUGAUUUUGGUGAGAGUGCAAUUGGAAGAGUAGCACCUAUUGAUUCGGGAUUUUGGUGGAUCAUAUUACUCAGAGCAUACACCAAGUCCACUGGAGACACUUCCUUGGCUGACAAGCCUGAGUGCCAGAAGGGUAUGCGUUUAAUACUAAGUUUAUGCCUUUCAGAGGGUUUCGACACAUUUCCAACCCUCCUCUGUGCAGACGGGUGCUGUAUGAUUGAUAGGAGAAUGGGUGUCUAUGGUUAUCCAAUUGAAAUACAGGCACUUUUCUUCAUGGCCUUGAGAUGUGCUCUAGUUUUACUGAAGCAAGAUGCUGAGGGGAAGGAGUUUGUAGAACGAAUAGUUAAGCGUCUUCAUGCGCUGAGCUAUCACAUGAGAAGUUACUUUUGGUUGGAUUUGAAGCAGCUGAAUGAUAUCUAUAGGUACAAAACAGAAGAAUAUUCACAUACCGCAGUCAACAAGUUCAAUGUGAUUCCAGAUUCUCUGCCAGAAUGGAUCUUUGACUUCAUGCCAACACAUGGUGGUUACUUCAUUGGAAAUGUUGGUCCUUCAAAAAUGGAUUUCCGCUGGUUUUGCUUGGGCAAUUGUAUUGCAAUUUUAGCUUCCUUGGCAACUCCAGAACAGUCAAAUGCAAUUAUGGACCUCAUAGAAUCACGCUGGGAGGAGUUGGUGGGAGAAAUGCCUUUGAAGGUUUGUUAUCCUGCAAUUGAAAGUCACGAGUGGAGGAUCGUGACAGGAUGUGACCCAAAGAAUACAAGAUGGAGUUAUCACAAUGGCGGUUCGUGGCCAGUUCUUUUAUGGCUCCUAACAGCUGCAUGUAUCAAGACUGGUCGCCCUCAUAUUGCAAAACGUGCUAUUGAACUCAUUGAGCUGAGGCUGGCCCGAGACAGCUGGCCGGAAUAUUAUGAUGGUAAGGUUGGUCGAUAUAUUGGAAAACAAGCACGCAAACAACAGACCUGGUCAAUUGCUGGUUACUUGGUGUCGAGGAUGAUGUUGGAAGAUCCUUCUCAUUUGGGGAUGAUAGCUCUGGAGGAAGACAAACAAAUGAGGCCACCAUUGAGAAGAUCUGCUUCAUGGACAUUUUGAUCUCAUGUCUUACUCCUUGUAUCAUAAUCUUCUCGGAUUCUGUGAAAAAACAGCUCAAGGUUUGGAAGAAGAGAGUAGGAUUUUGGUAUUUGUAGCUUUAGAUUUGGGAAGAAAGACUGGUGAAAUGAUGUUUUAUAUCUUGUCACAAAAGGAUAUCCUGUUAGUAAACCUGGAAUAAUUUUAGCGUGCA
Daucus carota subsp. sativus is the source of this 1989-nucleotide messenger RNA. RefSeq names its product probable alkaline/neutral invertase B. The record is from RefSeq and is a predicted model, not a curated record. Gene Ontology annotation, molecular function: sucrose alpha-glucosidase activity; endo-alpha-N-acetylgalactosaminidase activity. Gene Ontology annotation, biological process: sucrose catabolic process. The coding region runs from base 87 to 1799 and encodes 570 amino acids. The transcript is spliced from 5 exons. Lineage: Eukaryota; Viridiplantae; Streptophyta; Magnoliopsida; Apiales; Apiaceae.